This is a messenger RNA of Pollicipes pollicipes, 409 nucleotides long. RefSeq lists its product as uncharacterized. The transcript has 2 exons. The coding region runs from base 89 to 409 and encodes 106 amino acids. Lineage: Eukaryota; Metazoa; Arthropoda; Thecostraca; Pollicipedomorpha; Pollicipedidae. The record is from RefSeq and is a predicted model, not a curated record.
CGUGUUUGAGCGGUGCGGAUGCAGCUGGCGGCGCACUGCGAGGUUCCGCGCCUCGGCUGGCCAUCACCUGCGUACAGCCCUAGCCAAGAUGGCUGACAGAUGCUACACAGUCGACUGCCUGCCGGAUCCCGCCAUGGAGGAGUUCCGCAAGCUGGUGCCCGUCCAUGGUACCCUGUUCAAUCGGGAUGCCCUUCUGGAGGUCAUCUACUCGCGCCAACACCGUCCGGAUGAUGACCUGUCUGUGCGCUACUACGCGCGGAUGCUGUUCCGCGAGAUCCAGCGAGACGUCGUGCUGCUGCCCAUGUUCCGGGAGUACAUGCAGCGGCCAGUGCAGCAUCUGAACGUGCCCGAAGCCUUCUAUCUGAUGAGCCUCUGGAUGGUUCCGGAGCAAACCGACAACCGAGAGUAA